AUGGAGGACUCUAGUUUGUGCCUUGGUGUGUCUUCAGCAGUAUCGGACGCUGACAGAGACCAUCUGAACAACGCAGUGCUAAAUGGCCGAUAUCCCAUCAGUCAGAAGCUCCACCAGCUGACGGCCCAGCUGGGCCACGCCUUUCCCGACCUACAGAGCCGACAGCAGAUCCCUGAGGAGAAAGCUGCCACCCCAUUGGAUGAGAAGAGCCACGCUGCCCUGGCCAGUCAACCAAUCAGUAGUCAGAUGGCACUUCUCGCCAACCAGCUCAACCGGGACAUAGAUGCAAGUGCCCUGGCCAACCUGAAUGGGCGUGUGGACCUGCAGCAGUUUCUCAAUGGGCAAAACCUGGGCAUCAUGUCCCAGAUGAACGACAUUGAAGACGAUGCCCGUAAGAACAGGAAGUACCCGUGUCCGUUGUGCGGCAAGCGAUUCCGCUUUAACAGCAUCUUGUCGCUGCACAUGCGCACACAUACAGGUGAGAAGCCUUUCAAGUGCCCCUACUGCGACCAUCGAGCAGCACAGAAGGGCAACCUCAAAAUCCACCUACGCACCCACAAGCUGGGAAACCUCGGUAAGGGACGCGGCCGCGUCCGUGAGGAGAACCGUCUUCUACAUGAGCUGGAAGAGAGGGCCAUCCUGAGGGACAAGCAGAUCAGGAGCAGCAGCCUCCUUCAGCCAGCCCAGCCCCUGCAGCACCAGCCACACCUUGGCCCUCAGACCCAGCAGCAGCAGCAACAGCCUGGCUCUGCCUGUGGCCUCCUCACCCCCACCAGCCUGGGAACUCCAGACUCCCUCUCCCAGCCCUCGUCCUCCCCCAAGCCGGCCGGCGCCCAAGAUGACCAGGCCCUGAACCCACCCACUGGAUUCCGCUGCACCUUCUGCAAGGGCAAGUUUAAGAAGCGUGAGGAGCUGGAUCGUCACAUCCGCAUCCUGCACAAGCCCUACAAGUGCACCUUGUGUGAGUUUGCUGCCUCGCAGGAGGAGGACCUGAUCAGCCAUGUGGAAAAAGCCCAUAUCACGGCCGAGUCAGCUGCGGGACAGGGUGCAGCUGGCGGCGCUGAGAAGCCUGCCAAUGAGUUCCGAUGUGAGGUGUGUGGCCAGGUCUUCAGCCAAGCCUGGUUCCUCAAGGGCCACAUGCGCAAGCACAAGGACUCAUUUGAACACGUCUGCCAGAUCUGUGGUCGUCGCUUCAAGGAGCCCUGGUUUCUCAAGAACCACAUGAAGGUCCAUCUCAAUAAGCUGGCCAUCAAGAGCAAGCCCCCAGCAGAGGACAUAAACGCUGUCAACACCAUGAACAGCAUGGCCCAGGAGGCCCAUGCUAACCUCUACUCACGUUACAUCUCCUGCCUGCAGGGCGGCUUCCUAUCCCCAGACAAACAGGGUCUGAGCGAGCAACACCAGAUGCUGGCCAAAGCCGGCAUUGCCAUGAAAGAGAAGGAGAUGCUGGGGAAGCUGCUGGGCCCAAUGGCAGGGAUGGGCCAUGGCCUUGGCGAGGGGGAGAAGCGCUCUCUCCUGGGCUGCCUGAACCUGGUGCCCCCCCUGAAGUCCAGCUGCAUGGAACGCCUCCAGGCGGCUGCCAAAGUUGCAGAGAUGGACCCACUGAAUAGCUAUCAGGCCUGGCAGAUCAUGGCACGAGGCAUGGCCAUGGACCGUGCCUUUAUGCCCAAGGAGCAGCACCAUGAGCAGCACCAUGAGGAGAUGGCCAAUGCUGCCGGCAUGGCCUUCACUAAAGAGAAGCAUGACUACCCUAUGAUGUGCUCCAACGAUGGCUCCAAGCAGAAGCAGCACAGCGAAGCUCUGCAUGGCUCGAAGGCCGGCAGUGGAGCCAUGAUGCCCCUGAAAGACGACGGAGUGGGCUUCGACAGCCAUCGUGACUUCAUGCCCCAUCAUGGCGGCCAUGGCAUGGGCCUGGUCCACGGCCUGGAGUACAACCACCUGACUAGCCUGAAAGAGAAACCCACAGAGUGUCCUGACUGUGGCCGGGUCUUCAGGACAUAUCACCAGAUGGUGGUCCACUCUCGGGUGCACAACAAGGAGCGGCGGCCCAUAGAAGAAGCCAUCCAGCAGCAGAACAACACCACAGGACUGGAUGAGCGGCGUGGCUCAGCCAGCGACCCCGAGUCCCAGUCCAUCAGCAGGUCCACCACCCCUGGAUCCUCCAACGUGACGGAGGAAAGCGGAGCCGGAGGAGGCCACUCCCAGACCGGCAGUGUCCGAGACGACAGCCCACACCCUUCCUCCCCAUCCUCAGAUGUCGGGGAUGACCUGGGGAAGACAGCGGGGAGUGUUCAGCAGGCCCCAUCCCAGCACAGGGACAGGAGCCUGGGCUCGGCCAUCAAGGACUGCCCCUACUGUGGGAAGACCUUCCGCACCUCUCAUCACCUCAAGGUCCACCUGAGGAUACACACAGGAGAGAAACCCUACAGGUGCCCUCACUGUGACUACGCAGGCACCCAGUCUGCCUCACUGAAGUACCACCUGGAGCGCCACCACCGUGAGCGGCAGAAUGGCGGCGGCCCCUCCUCUGGACACGCCCCUCCCUCUGAGCACAAGGAGGAGCACGGCAAGGGUGGCGUCUUCGCACGUCCUGAUGUCCUCCGCGGCGUCUUCAAGGGCAUGCCCUCCAGCCUGGACUUCAGAGGGGGGCCGUUGCACCCCCACCAGUGGGCCCUUCCCGGUAUGUUGUCCCCCAGGGAGCGCGAGAGGGACAGAGAGAGAGAGCGUAAUGGCCUGGGAUCUGACACUCCCUCUGAAAGCAUGAAGAGCCCAGAGGGCCCCUCCGCCGCAGACGUCCCAGCCAGCUUCAGAGACCUGGGUCGGGCGUACCAGAGCAUGGUGGGAAACGGUGUCAACUUCCAGGGCUCCCUGCAGGCCUUCAUGGACAGCUUCGUCCUCAGCUCCCUGAAGAAGGAGAAGGAGAUGAGAGAGAGUCACCUGCAGUCCCAGCAUUACUUUGAGAGUGGUGAGCCCAAAGCCAAGAGGGAUGAUACUGGUGAGGAGAAGGCUGAGGCCAAGCCCUCAACGGGCAAACCCGGGUCCCAGUACGAGCCUCUGGACCUGUCUGUCAAUGUCAAGCCUGAAACAAGCUCUCUGACUGGCUCCUCUGUCACCUUCCAGGACAACGUGGCGUGGCAUGGCUGCCUCUUCUGCUCCUUCACCACCUCCUCUGUGGAGCUGAUGGCCCUCCACCUGCAGGCCAACCACCUGGGCAAGGCCAAGCAACGCAAGGAGGGCAAGGAGCACCAGGGGGAGCCCUCCCACUUCCUCAAGGCCAGCAUGGGCCCAGCCCACCUCCAUGACAAAGACAAUGACAGAGAGGGGGUGAAGAGCCAGUCAGCCUGGUCCAACCACAUGGAGCCCCAUGCCAGCAUGGGAGCCUUCCAGAGCGACUUCUACAAGCAGUAUGGAGGCAUGUACGAUGGCUCCCCAAGGACCCCAGGCCUCCAGGGGUUUGGAGCGACAUGCCCUGACCCAGCCCUGGAGCAGCAGAGCCAGGCCAGAGAAACAGCUGGGGAUGAGCUCUCAGACAAGGCCUCCUGCGGGGAGCUGGAGGAGCAAGGACAGUCUGAGGAUGAGGAAGGCAGGGCCGGCGAGCGCUGCCACAGCACCGAGUCCUCCUCCGCCCAACCGGAGAGACAGCGACCCCACUCUGAUGACGAGGAGGAAGAGGAGGAAGAGGACGGGGUGGAGGGGGAAGAUGAGGACAGUGCCACCUAUCAGAUGCCGAAGCAGAUGCAGGCCGUGUCCCCGGCUAGAGAGGCCCAACGACCAGGGGUCUCCAUGGGCCCUGGGGCCCCUUUCCCUCCCCAGUCCCGGCCUCAGCCGCCCCUGGAGAAGCAGUGGCAGCAGGGCUUGGGUCUCCUUUCAUCUCCUGGUGGUCCCCCGGGGCUGCUGAAGCCGGAACAUGCCCAUCUCGAGCAGCAGAUGAACAUGCUGUCCGUCCUGAGGGCCUACAGCUCGGAGAACCUCGCAGCGUUCAACGGCCUCGGAAGCGGCUCAAACAGCGGCAGCGGCAUCAAGAGACCAGACGCACCCGGUCACGGAGGUCAGGGGGGUCGGAAGCCGUUCCAGUGCAGGUACUGCUCCUACGGUGCCUCUCAGAAGGGCAACCUGAAGACCCAUGUCCUGUGUGUCCACCGCAUGCCCUUUGACAACAGCCAGUACCCUGACCGCCGCUUCAAACGCUCCCACGUCGACUCGGACACCUCAGGGAACUCUGAGGAUGGGACCACCAGCUACCCCACGGGAACCCGGGGGGGCAUGGCCGAACCCCCUCUCCCUGGAGACCCCCUGCAUCCAUGA
Molecule: messenger RNA, 4305 nt
Organism: Salvelinus namaycush (lake trout)
Lineage: Eukaryota; Metazoa; Chordata; Actinopteri; Salmoniformes; Salmonidae
Gene: znf536
Product: zinc finger protein 536
Exons: 4
Coding region: 1-4305 (1434 amino acids)
Biological process (GO): regulation of DNA-templated transcription
Cellular component (GO): nucleus
Molecular function (GO): RNA polymerase II cis-regulatory region sequence-specific DNA binding; DNA-binding transcription factor activity, RNA polymerase II-specific
Source: RefSeq, a predicted model, not a curated record